Drosophila yakuba is the source of this 1333-nucleotide messenger RNA. Its product is annotated as phenoloxidase-activating factor 2-like. The transcript has a single exon. The coding region runs from base 16 to 1281 and encodes 421 amino acids. Gene Ontology annotation, molecular function: serine-type endopeptidase activity. Lineage: Eukaryota; Metazoa; Arthropoda; Insecta; Diptera; Drosophilidae. The record is from RefSeq and is a predicted model, not a curated record. Gene Ontology annotation, biological process: proteolysis.
UAUUUUACAUUACAGAUGACUGGCUGUAAAAGUACUUUUAUAUCAAUAUGUGCAAUUACAUUAUUAGGCCUAUCGUCACCUGCUCCUCAGCAGAAUAUAAACGCACAAAAGAACAUUGAUGAAAUAUUUAAUACUAAUAGUAAUCGUCCAGCGCAACUGCAUAGCGGAAUCGGAUUAGUGGUUACACCCGAUCCCAUAGAAACCAUAAGACAACAUUCAAAUUUCAGUUCAACUAGUGGCAAAACUGCCACUUGUAAUUGCGUACCUUAUUAUAAAUGUGAUCCAUCAACGAAUAGUGUCACUGAAGAUGGCUCUUUUGACGGAUUUGGUGUUAUAGACAUUCGUUUUAACGCCGAUGAUCCAAUAUGCCCGGCAUCUGUAGACGUAUGUUGUGAUGAUAAUAGGACGCUCAAUAGGACGUUGAAUCCGACGCCCUUGGAUCAAAGACCAAACCAACCAAGGGGCUGCGGUGUUCGCAACACAGGUGGAUUAGAUUUUACUCUUUCCGGGGUAUCCCAAAAUGAAGCGGGCUUUGGCGAGUUUCCAUGGACGGUAGCAUUAUUGCAUUCAGAAAAUUCAAGCUAUUUCUGUGCUGGAUCACUUAUACAUAAACAGGUGGUUUUGACCGCUGUGCACUGUGUUGAGACGGUUAAAACAGGAUCAUUUAUUGUCCGAGCUGGAGAGUGGGACACACAAACAACGAAAGAGCGCCUACCGUAUCAAGAAAGAUCGGUUCAAACUGUUAUAUGGCAUCCAGAAUAUAAAAGCAGAAACAUAGCUUAUGAUUUCGCACUUGUAAUUCUAAGUCAACCAGUUGCUUUGGAUGAUCACAUUAAUGUUAUAUGUUUACCACAACAAGAUGAUAUUCCGGAACCCGGUAACACAUGUUUUUCUACCGGCUGGGGAAAAGAUGAUUUUGGUUCUAUGGGCAAAUAUAGCGCCAUAAUGAAACGUGUUCCAUUGCCCAUUGUCGAGUUUAACAAUUGUCAAACACGACUUAGAGGCACUAGACUUGGACCAAAGUUUGCAUUGGAUAGGUCAUUCAUAUGCGCAGGUGGACAGCGUGGCAUUGAUACUUGUCAAGGGGAUGGCGGAGCUCCACUAGCUUGUCCUAUUGGAAGUACAAGUGAAUCCCGAUAUCAGCAGGCUGGUAUAGUUGCUUGGGGAAUAGGAUGUAAUGAGGAAGUUCCAGCAGCUUAUGCCAACGUAGCCUUGGCCCGAAGUUGGAUUGACCAGCAAAUGUUAGCCAAUGGCUUCGGAACGGCAGUGUACACAGCUUGACACGCAUCUAACAGUUACAGAACAAUAAAACUCAAAAUGUAUUUCAUUUAAA